UGGAUUAUGUGUCCAUACUGAUGGUGCUGCUGAACUGUGUGACUCUGGGCAUGUACACACCUUGCGGGGAGGGAAGCUUAAACACUGAGAGUGGUCAAGUACUGGAUGGUCUUGUCCUUACGUACUUUACAUUGGAAAUGCUCAUCAAGAUGGCAGCCCUGGGAGUCUUUGGCUGCCAAGGAAGUUACCUCAGCAACAACUGGAACAAGUUUGAUGUCUUCAUUAUAUUUGGAGAGGUGUUGGAUUAUUUUCUGGAGUCCUUUGGCAUCCACAUGCAAUUCUGUCAGGCACUCAGGCCUAUGCGACUCAUCAGCAGAGUCCCAAGUUUGCGAGAUCUGGUGACAAUACUCCUGGACACUGUGCCAAUGCUUGCAAAUGUUCUCAUCCUCUACAUCUUUGUCAUCCACAUCUUUGGUGUUGUGGGGGUUCAGCUGUGGGCCGGCCAACUCCGCAACCGCUGCUUCUUGGGAGAGGACAUCCCCAAAAAGUACAACAUAUCCUUGAGUCCAUACUUUGUGUCCAAGUAUGGUGAAAAAGGCCCGUUCAUCUGUUCAAAUGACAACAAGUACGGGAUGCGGCGUUGCCGUGAUGUGCCCCCUUACAGGGAGGAUGGGGAAACCUGCUCACUGGCUGCGAAUGAGGCUGUUGCCAGGACUAACAGCUGCGUAAACUGGAACAUGUACUACAACGUCUGUCGUGCCGGGGACCACAACCCUCACAUGGGCGCUACUAAUUUUGACAACAUUGGCUACGCCCUGAUAGCCAUAUUCCAGGUUGUCACACUGGAAGGAUGGAGCGAGAUUAUGUUUUAUGUCAUGGAUGCUCAUUCCUUCUGGAGUUUGGUGUUUUUUAUACUCGUCACCAUUCUGGGCUCCUUCAUCAUGAUGAAUGUGUGCGCGGUCGUCAUCGCCACACAGUUCUCAGAGAACAUGGACAGGGAGACAGGAGAGCAGCGAGUCGGUGCUGUCGUACAGCUCUGUACCAAGUUGAUCUGCUGGCUGAGGAGGAUCAGACAUCCUAACAAGGUGCACCCCAGUGGCAGGAAGAGAAGGAGUGAUGGUGUAGUGGGUCGGGCCUGGAUGCCAUUCAAGAGAAAACUUGAGAGGAUCGUCAAAAGCAAACUCUUUGACCGAGUGAUCAUGUUUGCUGUUUUCCUCAGUAUUCUCACCAUUGCCAUUGAACACCAUGGGCAGCCUAUAGCAUUGACACGUAUGUUACAGAUCAGUAACAUCACGUUCACCUUCAUAUUUGUUGUGGAGAUGGUCUUAAAGCUGAUGGCCCUCUCGUGGGGAUACUUCAGGGACCGAAACAACAUCUUUGACUUUGUCAUCGUCAUCAUCAGUUUGUGGGAGAUAAUCGCUAAAGCUGAUGGCAGGCUGUCAGUCCUGCGUGCCUUUCGUCUGCUGCGGUUUGUGCGGCUGGUUCACUUCCUCCCUUACCUGAAGAGACAGCUGCUGGUGCUGAAGAGGACGAUGGAGGAGGCAGGCUCGCUCUGUGUGCUACUGCUGUUUGUCACUUUCAUUUUUAGUGUAAUGGGUAUGCAUCUGUUUGGUUGUACAUUUAGCUUUAAGAUGCAGAAGGGACACAACGUUGACGACCGGAAAAACUUUGACUCCCUACUGUGGUCCAUGGUUACUGUGUUCCAGAUUCUGACUCAGGAGGACUGGAAUCUGGUGCUAUACAACGCCAUGGCUGCCACCUCCCCGUGGGCUGCUUUCUACUUUGUUGCCGUCAUUGUGCUCGGAAAACAUGUUAUUCUCAAUGUGCUUGUGGGGAUAGUAGUUGAGAGCUUCCAGGCCAGGCGCUCCUCUAGCCCUCAAGACUCCACCAGCUCCUCUCCAAGCAGCUGUACCCCUGAGAGUGACAGUUCACUGACAGAUAGCAGCCAGACAGAUGGCUCCUCAGGAUCCAAACAAGAGAGCUCUGUCUCUCCCUGUGAGUCCAGCAGAUGCACUGUGAUUGACUCUGCUCCUACAGACACAGACAAGGACAACAGAUAUUUGAACUGGAUCCAGAGGGUGCUGCGCUGGAGUAAACAGCAUGAGGACUGGUCAUUCUACAUGCUGUCUCCACAGAACAGGUUCCGUGUUUUCUGCCAACGUGUGAUCACUCACAAGAUGUUCGACCAUGUGGUGCUGCUCUUUAUUCUCCUGAGCUGUGUCACCAUUGCUAUGGAGAGGCCUGGAAUAGACCCUGAAAGCACGGAGAGAUGGAUCCUGAAUAUGUCCCGUUAUGUGUUCUCUGCUGUUUUCCUGGUAGAGAUGCUCUUUAAGGUUCUGGCUCUUGGUCUGGUGUUUGGAGAGGACACCUACUGCCGUUCCUCCUGGAACAUCGUGGAUGGUUCCUUGGUGGUUCUGUCUUUGGUCCAUAUCUUUGUGUCUCUGGCCAGUGCAGGCAAAGACAACUGGAUGGGCAUCCUCAAAGUUCUACGCCUGCUACGCACACUUCGCCCACUGAGAGUGAUCAAGCGAGCCCCAAAACUGAAGCUGGCUGUGGAGGCUCUGAUCACAUCGGUUAAACCCAUCGGGAACAUUGUUCUCAUUUGUUGUGCUUUCUUCUUUUUCUUUGGCAUCCUUGGGGUGCAGCUGUUCAAAGGGAAGUUCUACUACUGUGAGGGUCAGAACACCAGAAACAUCACCAGCAAGACUGAUUGUCUGUCGGCCAACUAUCAAUGGGUACGGAAGGAGUACAACUUUGACAACCUGCCUCAGGCUCUGAUGGCCUUGUUUGUGAUGUACUCUAAGGAUGGCUGGGUCAACAUCAUGUAUGAUGGGCUGGAUGCUGUGGGAGUAGACCAACAGCCUGUGAAGAACUACAACGAAUGGAUGCUUCUCUUCUUCAUUUCCUUCAUGAUUAUGAGCUUCUUUCUCCUCGACAUGUUCAUUGGUGUGAUGGUGGAGACCUUCCACCAGUGUCAGCAGGAGCAGAAAAAAGGGGAUAAAGGAGAGGAGAGAGGAGGGGCACCACAAGACCAGGGCAGGGAGCCUGAGCAGCCAUAUUACACAAACUAUUCUCCCAUACGUCGAGCUAUCCAUACCCUGAGUACCAGCAACUUCCUGGAUCUCUUCAUGACUGUCAUAAUUUUCAUCAGUGUCUUGAUGAUGGCUUUUGAACAUUAUAAUCAGCCUCCGUACAUAGAGAAGCUCACAGAGUACUCCUACUAUGUGUUCACUGCCAUCCUGAUCAUUGAAGUCCUGCUGAAACUUGUAGCUUUUGGUGCAGUGAGGUUCAUACAAAUCAGCUGGAAUCUCUUGGACGUCUUUGUAGUCUUGGUUUCCAUCAUCAGCAUCAUUUUCAACGAGAUGAAAAUGGCAGAUGCAAUUCCCAUCAAUCCCAGCAUCCUCAGAGUCUGUAGAGUACUCAGACUGGCACAAGUGCUGAAGGCCAAAAAGAUACGAGUUCUUCUGAAAACCAUUAUCAAGACGCUCACACAGGUUGGAAAUAUUUGUCUGCUCUUCACAUUCUUCUUUUUCAUCUACGCUGCGCUGGGAGUGGAGCUCUUUGGCAAGCUAGAAUGCACCAUCGAUCACCCGUGCAUGGGUUUACAUCGACACGCCAACUUCAAGCAUUUUGGGAUGGCCCUGCUCACACUAUACCAGGUGUGCACUGGAGACAACUGGAACGGGAUUAUGAAAGACACGCUGAGGGAGUGUCGUCCUGACGAUGACAGCUGUUUGAGAUACCUGUCCUGGGCCUCUCCGAUCUUCUUCACCAGCUUUGUGAUCAUGGCCCAGUUUGUGUUGGUAAACCUGGUGGUAGCAGCGAUUAUGCAAGCUCUGGAGGACAGCCAUGAGAACAACCCUACUAACUUCUGUCUCCCCCCGGAGGAGGAGAAUAUGCAGGACACUGAGCAGGAACUGCUGUGUGCAGGGGACAGAUCCAACUCCAGCCACAUCUACGCAGACAGAUCCUCAGAGUAACGCCACACACAGAAAUCAUUUUCUUGUGAUUUAAAUGAUUUAAUGCUGUGUGUUCCUUUUGAUGGCUGUUGUUUUUACUCUAACAGAACAAUGUGAGAUAGUUCAUUUUAAAUGUAAAUGUUGUUGUUUUAUGUUGUGGUACAAACUGUGUAAAUAAGAUAUUAAUAUAAGUGGAUAUUAUACAUCUGAUUUAAUGCUGCAUGUUUUGAUGUCUGUUGUUUUUAUGUUAGUAUAACAAUUUUGAUUUGUUAAUUUCUUUAGCAUUAUUUUCUUGUUUUGAAUACUGAUGCGAAGUUUGUAAACAAGAUAGUACUGUAUAAUAUUCAUUUUGACUUAUGUUGUAAAUUGGUGAUGAUG
Messenger RNA from Lates calcarifer (barramundi perch), 4277 nucleotides. Its product is annotated as voltage-dependent T-type calcium channel subunit alpha-1H. Gene Ontology annotation, cellular component: plasma membrane; neuron projection; voltage-gated sodium channel complex. The transcript is spliced from 31 exons. The coding region runs from base 21 to 3920 and encodes 1299 amino acids. The record is from RefSeq and is a predicted model, not a curated record. Lineage: Eukaryota; Metazoa; Chordata; Actinopteri; Centropomidae. Gene Ontology annotation, biological process: membrane depolarization during action potential; calcium ion import; neuronal action potential. Gene Ontology annotation, molecular function: low voltage-gated calcium channel activity; voltage-gated sodium channel activity.